UAUUUUGUGGGAGACUUUCACCUCAGCAGUUCACCAUACUUUCUGUCUGAAACCAUGAGUGACAGGAAGCAAAGGCGACUGCAGAAAGUUGGACAAAAAGGGGGCAAGAGAGACGAUGGAAGUGAUCUGAACCAAAUAAAACAGGUUCAUGCAGGACACGUCUGUGACCCCCUGACAUCAGACAUGUCCAAGCCUGUUUCACAUGAACACUCUCCGCCAAAAACUGACCGGCUGACGAGGAAACACAGAAGCUACACCGUGCAUGCAGGUAGUGGCAAAGUGGUUUCAACCAACUUUCCCCCAUUACCAGUUAUAACAGUUUCCCCGCAGCAGGCUGGGAUCUGGAGCAGACACUGCUUAGCCUCCCGCUUCAAGCUGAACUUGCAGCGUUCACAGCAGCGAAAACAUGUCUUUGAGGAAUUGAAACUGCCAGUGAUACCUGCAGUUGUCAAACAAAACUGUGGUAACAAGGAGGGCAGUCAGAUGAAACUGCCCAGUCAUCUGCCCCAAAUUCACGUACGCAAACCUGAAAUGUCUGUCCCGAAGCCCACCACAGUGCAGCACAGCCUCUGCAAACUGCCCGUGAUAGAGAACACUCCAGUCAAGCGCUUAAAGCCAAAGACUGUGAAUCUGCACAGACCGAUUUGUGUUCUGCCAUCAAUUUCUGGAGGGACCGAGGAACUUGAUAGAAGCUUCAAGCUGCCCGUAGUUGGAAACAUGCAGAAGGCUGAGAGUCCCAGAAAGAACAAAGCAAAGAAGUAGGAGAAAACUUCUCCCAUCAAUUUUGUUGAUUAAAAA
Thunnus maccoyii (southern bluefin tuna) is the source of this 798-nucleotide messenger RNA. RefSeq lists its product as uncharacterized. The transcript has 5 exons. Bases 55 to 762 code for a protein of 235 amino acids. Lineage: Eukaryota; Metazoa; Chordata; Actinopteri; Scombriformes; Scombridae. The record is from RefSeq and is a predicted model, not a curated record.